This is a messenger RNA of Ostrinia nubilalis (European corn borer), 1677 nucleotides long. RefSeq lists its product as uncharacterized. The transcript has 2 exons. The coding region runs from base 181 to 1677 and encodes 498 amino acids. NCBI's taxonomy places the organism in Eukaryota, Metazoa, Arthropoda, Insecta, Lepidoptera, Crambidae. Gene Ontology annotation, molecular function: DNA binding; protein binding. The record is from RefSeq and is a predicted model, not a curated record. Gene Ontology annotation, biological process: regulation of transcription by RNA polymerase II. Gene Ontology annotation, cellular component: nucleus.
AGCACGCCGCCCCCACAGGGCGUAUUCACCACUGGGACGCUUGCGCAAAACAACCCCGAACGUGUUACGAACUUUUUGAAAGUGCUAAGUGUGAAUUUCUUCAUGAGUUUUCCGAACAUUUUCCUGUAGUUUUUUAUCACUUCUGGAUUUUUCACAGCGGAGGAGUCGCAGUUUAAGAAAAUGGGGAGUAGCGAAGGUCAGCAGACUUUCUGUCUAAAAUGGAACCAUCACAAGACGAAUCUUGUGGAGAUCCUGGAGGCGUUGAUAAAAGUAGAGACUUAUGUGGACUGCACGCUCGUGGUAGACGACCAGGUGACGUUCAAGGCUCACCGCGUGGUGCUCGCAGCCAACUCGCCCUACUUCCAGUCCAUACUGGCUGACGUGCCCAUGGACCACUGCAGCAUCCUCUUCCCCGGGGUAAAAGACUUCGAGAUGCGCGCGCUCCUCGAGUACAUGUACACGGGCGAGGUGAACGUGACGCAGGCCCAGAUACCGCGGAUCAUGAAGGUGGCCGAGCAGCUGGAAGUCAAGGGUUUGUUCGACAUGACGGAGCUCCGUCGCCGGCCGGGCGCCAACGAGCGCACGCCGGCCGCGUCCCCGCCGCGAGUCGUGCCCGCGGCGCCGUCCAGCAUCUCUCCGCCGGCUCCGGCGCCGCCCACGCGCUGGCCGCCACCACCGGCCGCGCCGGUUCUUUCAGCGGCCUACGAAUCCGUUGACAUGAACCCCCUGAAACGCAAAAAACUCUCCAGUAUGUUAGCCACCCGCGAUACACCCAUCUUGAGGAACGUCCUCGCCCAGUCAUCCCCGGUUGAUUCCUCCCAACCGAUUUCUCUCGUCUGCCAUCCUGUUAACAAUAAUGGCCCUCCUCGUCUGCACUCUAAUGGUUCCGCCCACGAGCCUGAGAGACCGCCGAGCCCGCAACGACCCUUUGACUAUCGUCCUCGCAGAUUGUCAUCGAGAGCUUCGUCGCCCCAUUAUAAUAACAGAUCCGAUCGCUCAGAGGAUGCUCACUCUCCAUACACGGAACGUUCCUUCGAGGAAGAAAAUUCUCGCAAUUUCCAUCCCUCCCCUCCACCCGCGAAUUUUCAACCAGAUGUUAGAGCAGGACUCGCACCUUAUGUACCACCGCAACAAAAGCCAGAGUGGAAAAGAUACAAACAAUAUACGCGAUCGGAUAUCAUGUCCGCUAUAGAAUGCGUUAGAAAUGGAAUGAGCGCUUUACAGGCCUCUCGUAAAUAUGGCGUUCCAUCACGUACUUUGUACGAUAAAGUAAAGAAGCUGGGUAUAACGACAAGUCGACCGAUGAGUAGAGGAGUCAAAAGGGAGAGCAACGGUGCCGCCUUUCCUUACGGAUUAAGUGGCACGGGUGGUAAUGACGACGGAAAUCCGACCACGCCUCUUAUCGACCCAUCUUUCCUUCAGCAAGCCUUAGAAGGGGCAACUAGAGAUGGAGGACGCGAAGCCCUUCACGCCAUGGCUCUAGCUGCAGCCGCGCACGCCGCACUCGCCCCUAGAUCGCCGCCGCGAUCUACACCGCAGUCACCUCGGUCACCGCUCCCCGACGACGAUCAUGUUGAGGAUCUCUCAAUUUCUCGACGUCACGAUAUAGAGCCACCAUCCGGAGUCAUAGUCCCGCCUCGAAACUUUGCCCUAGAUUGCAGUAGCGAAAGAGAUUGA